This is a messenger RNA of Medicago truncatula (barrel medic), 1631 nucleotides long. Its product is annotated as sucrose-phosphatase 1. The transcript has 9 exons. NCBI's taxonomy places the organism in Eukaryota, Viridiplantae, Streptophyta, Magnoliopsida, Fabales, Fabaceae. Gene Ontology annotation, biological process: sucrose biosynthetic process. Gene Ontology annotation, molecular function: sucrose-phosphate phosphatase activity; magnesium ion binding. Bases 176 to 1435 code for a protein of 419 amino acids. The record is from RefSeq and is a predicted model, not a curated record.
AAGGUUGAAUCAGGAGAGACACACAUUAGUAGAAGAAGCGGCAAUAGGAUCGAAUUAAGGUAUUGUUAUUCCGAUUCGAUUGGCAUCUUUUUCGUUAUUAUUAUAUCAUCCUCACCACUCACCACCCUUCUUCUUCUCCCAUUCCACUUCACUACUGGAUUAAGGAUUGUACAUCAUGGAUAGAUUGAAAUCUUCUGCGCGGCUCAUGAUUGUUUCCGAUCUCGAUCACACAAUGGUUGAUCAUCAUGAUGCAGAGAAUAGUUCGCUUUUGAGGUUCAAUGCCCUUUGGGAAGCCUCAUAUCGCCACGAUUCUUUGCUGGUGUUCUCAACUGGCAGGUCGCCUUUACUCUACAAACAACUGAGGAAAGAGAAGCCUAUGAUAACUCCAGAUAUAACCAUCAUGUCUGUGGGAACUGAGAUUACUUAUGGAAAAUCGAUGGUUCCCGAUGAUGGGUGGGUUCAAGUUUUGAACCAGAAAUGGGACAAGGACAUUGUCAUUGAGGAAGCAAGCAAGUUUCCUGAACUUAAGCCUCAGGCAGAAACAGAACAACGGGCACACAAAGUUAGCUUUUAUGUAGAGAAAGACAAUGCUAAGCAAGUGACAGAGGCUCUUUCUAAGAUUUUGGAACAGCGUGGGUUGGAUGUGAAAAUAAUAUACAGUGGAGGAGUUGAUUUGGAUAUAUUACCACAAGGUGCUGGCAAAGGUCAAGCUCUUGCCUAUUUGCUUAAAAAGUUUGAGACCGAGGGAAAGCUACCUGGUAAUACUCUAGUUUGUGGUGACUCCGGAAAUGAUGCCGAGCUAUUCAGCAUCCCAGGAGUUUAUGGUGUCAUGGUAAGCAAUGCACAAGAGGAAUUACUGCAGUGGCAUGCCGAAAAUGCAAAAGAUAACCCUAAGAUUCUGCAUGCCUCAGAGCGUUGUGCAUCUGGGAUUAUACAAGCCAUAGGUCAUUUUAACUUGGGCCCAAACCUGUCCCCAAGAGAUGUUUCAGACAUUGGACAAGAACAGAGUGUUGAAAAUGUGUCUGCAGUUCAAGAAAUAGUGAACUUUAGUCUGUUAAUAGAAAAGUGGAGACGUGCAGAAGUUGAGAACUCGGAGCUGUUUAUUGCUGCUAUAAAGGCAUCCACUGAUCCAUCUGGUGUGUAUAUCCACCCUUCUGGUGCUGACCAUAAUCUUAACGAGUAUAUAAAUAUUUUGAGAAAGGAGUAUGGUAAGAAACAGGGGAAACAGUUUAGGAUAUGGUUGGACAAUGUGUUGGCUACACAGAUAAGUUCAGAUAUAUGGCUGGUGAAGUUUGAUAAAUGGGAGUUACACGAUGAAGAGCGGCAUGGUUGUGUUGUCACUACCAUACUAAGAAAGGAUUCCGAUUGGUUCACCUGGAUGCAUGUGCACCAAUCGUGGUUGGAACAAUCUGGCCAAAAUGAGUGGAUAAUAUAGACAGUUCCUAGGGCUUAUCCAAGUUUUAUCUUGUGAUCCCUUUUGCAAUAAAUGUUAUGUAAUUCAUGACAAACCAAUCUCUACAUUUUAAAUAUUUUGAAGAUCUUCCAUAAUGUCAAGGUGUCCCAUGAUACAUGUAUCUGAAAUUUACUGUUAAAUUUCUGGUUGCAUAGCUUUCUUGAUAAUCAAUUUUUAA